Aspergillus ruber CBS 135680 is the source of this 1845-nucleotide messenger RNA. RefSeq lists its product as uncharacterized. Lineage: Eukaryota; Fungi; Ascomycota; Eurotiomycetes; Eurotiales; Aspergillaceae. The coding region runs from base 1 to 1845 and encodes 614 amino acids. The record is from RefSeq and is a predicted model, not a curated record. The transcript has 2 exons.
AUGGUCCCAUCCUAUGCGAACAGGGAUAUGCCCCCGUACUACAUGAACGAGAAUCUCAUGCUUCACAGCAACAAUCCCAGCCACAACCACAACAACACAAGCCCAUCUGCGCCACGCUAUUCGCCAAAUUUGCGGCCAUGGAGAAGACAGCACUCUCAUAGCUCUCUUUCGUUCAUGACCAGCCCUCGACUUGAGCAAGCAGAGUAUACAACGUCGCAACACCCACGACGGCCAGCAGACCGAACACCUAUCUGCGUUUCACCUUUCCGAUCCGUACAGAGAAUGAAACAGCCUUUUCAACUGAUGCUGCCAGCAUCUCCAGCAUGUGAAAGUACAACGACAUUUGCAAAAGAGCCCAGACGAUUGCACCCUAGCCCUUCACUAUCGGACUCAAGAGAGUCACAUCCAUCGUCGUCUUCCACAUAUUUUUCGCCAAAGCCUGAGUCUGAAUCCGAGAAUGAACCUGAAUUCAACAUAAUAUGUGAUUGUGCGCCUGGAGGAAAGAUAUGCGACAGCUGCAACGUGCAGCAAAGCCUUCAGAUCCAAAACGAAGAGCAAAAGAGAACUGGAGAAAUUACGAACGUUCAUAUGGCACACUCCACUCUUAUCAAACAAUAUGAGGAUGCUAAUGCCGAUGCCAAUGACCGCGAAGCCACGCCCUCAUCCGCCGAAACAGACUCCACCACGCCUUCGUCAAGCUGCAGGGAAACUGGAGAGGAAGAAACACUUGGCAGAUUGCAAAGGACAAGAGCAGGGACAACUUCUACCCAAGCGAGCUGGGUACCAGAUAACUUCUCGUACUGUCAGAAUUGGCUCCAGGGUGUAGAGGCCAUGGACGUGAAGGACGAGAAGUCUAGGGAACUCAGUCGGCGGAAAUUCCAGAUUGUUCAAGUGAGCCCGCCUCCUAGUAAACACGAUGUCAAGGAUGUGAAGUUGGCUGUUGCCAGUAGAACAAAGCCAAAGCUUGUCGACAUAUCACGACAGUCAUCGCCAUUAAUGAGCUGUUCUGUUCCUGCUCAUCAGCAUCCAGUCCCUUCCACACCAGAUCAUCGGCAGCAAGAAAUAUCUGCAUUUAGCCCUGACACGCCUCUUGAUAUCGCAGACAGCGGCUAUGCCACUCAUCUUGCGUGUUUCUCUCUGAAUGAUAGUCGAGACGAAAAGGAAGAUGAUUAUACAUAUGCGAGCUCAAUAACUUCCGAAAGUGUCAGCUCAACUAUUGUCUGCGAGAAACCAGCAAUCAGUUCAGAACGAUCCAUUUCACCAAACAGAACCGAUCAGCCACCCAAUGCCACGCUAGCACCAAAGCCAGACGCGUCACCUGGGACUUCAUCGAAUAAAUCACAACAAGAACAGCUCGAAAAAUGGUGGGAUCAUGAAUGGACCAUCGAUCAACUGGAACAAUCAGUGAAAGACUUCCCGGAAAGCAAGCUUAAACUGACAUCCCCGGUCAUCAUGUUCCUGCGCGAAAGCAACGAAAAAUCACUUAUACGCCAAUUUCGGAAAGUCUUCCCAGAUGCCGCAGAAUAUCAGCUGGACUGUCUCUGCGCUUCUUUAAUAGCCCGAAACUACAUCUUCGAACUGUGCUCGAAUCACCGACGAAAUAGCAGAUUUUCACAUCGGCUCAACAUUGCUUCAGGGAAGAACUGUCCUAACUUAGGUAUCCGAUUUGCCCAGGCAUUGCCAUCACAGAUAAAAGACCAGGUCAUGGGGUCGCGGAGUACAGAACUUCGCAAAGACUUAGAUGCAAUGGUCAAUGACAUGUUGUUUGUGGUUACUGGAAAAGCCGAUGAGACGGUGAAGUCUGCUAUCACGGUACUCGCUCAGGUACUGGAGAAGAAGGCCUAA